GGUGUACCGCAAUUUGGAAAUUUUGGUAGUCAACUUCCUAUAGAUCAAAAUCCGGGUGUUUCGCCAUUUGGAAAUUUUGGUAAUCAACUUCCCAUGAAUCAAAAUCCAGGUGUACCGCAAUUUGGAAAUUUUGGUAGUCAACUUCCUAUAGAUCAAAAUCCGGGUGUUUUGCCAUUUGGAAAUUUUGGUAAUCAACUUCCCAUGAAUCAAAAUCUAGGUGUACCACAAUUUGGAAAUUUCCGUAAUCAACUUCCUAUAGAUCAAAAUACAGGUGUUUCUCCGUUUGGAAAUUUUGGUAAUCAACUUCCCAUGAAUCAAAAUCCAGGUGUACCACAAUUUGGAAAUUUUGGUAAUCAACUUCCUAUAGAUCAAAAUCCAGGUGUUUCGCCGUUUGGAAAUUUCGGUAAUCAACUUCCUAUGAAUCAAAAUCCAGGUAACAUUCAAUUAGGACACUUUAGUGGCCAUAUGGAAAUAAACCAAGAUCCUAGUGUUGCACCUUUUGGAAAUUUUGGAAAUAAUGCAUCAAAUAUAAUAGGAGGUAUGUCUCCUCAUGCUAGAAUAAGUAAUAAUGGAAAGAACAAAGGAAGAAGAAAUACUAAGGGAACAAAUUCGGAAGAAAUAGAAAUGAUGGAUGUAACUGAACAAGGGUGUUUAGAAUCCUCAACGAAAAUGAAUCAACCAAUAUCUCACAAUAGCACUAGAGAAAAUGAUAAUAUUUCAAAAUUAAGAAAACAAUGGAAGGAUACAGUUCAUAAUGAUUGGAAAAAAAAUAUGGCCUGA
This is a messenger RNA of Plasmodium relictum, 780 nucleotides long. Its product is annotated as Plasmodium exported protein, unknown function. The annotation marks the transcript as partial. Lineage: Eukaryota; Apicomplexa; Aconoidasida; Haemosporida; Plasmodiidae. The record is from RefSeq and is a predicted model, not a curated record. The transcript has a single exon.